UGCCGUGUGACUUUCUUUUUCAAUGCCCAUGGCAGCAGUUUGGGAUCAAUUUUGAAAAAUUAGGGCACGGAAUCGACGACUUGCGAUCGGUUUGAUGGGAUGUAAUUGCUUGAUUUCUUAGGAAUAGCAUCGUUGGGCGACUAAAGCUCGUUUUCUACAGUUAAAAAAAUUAUAGGGUUUGGUUUUGCUGUUCGUGGAAAAAAGUUCAUUAGCACGCAUGAAGGGUCCGUUAGAUCGAACGAAAGUUGUGCUUCGGCACUUGCCGCAUACGAUUUCCCAGUCGGCGCUCAUGGAGCAAAUUGAUGCCCGUUUUUCCGGUCGCUACAACUGGUUCUGUUUCCGUUCUGGCAAGCAGAGCCUGAAGUGUCAAUCAUAUUCCAGAGCCUAUAUCGACUUUAAGCGGCCAGAGGAUGUCAUUGAGUUUGCGGAGUUCUUUGAUGGGCAUGUUUUUGUUAAUGAGAAGGGUACCCAAUAUAAAACAAUUGUUGAGUAUGCACCUUCACAGCGUGUUCCAAAGCAAUGGUCUAAAAAAGAUGGACGUGAAGGGACCAUAGGAAAAGAUCCUGAAUAUCUUGAAUUCCUUGAAUUUGUUUCAAAGCCUGUCGAGAAUCUUCCCAGUGCAGAGAUACAAUUGGAAAGGAAGGAAGCUGAGCGUGCCGGUGCUGCUAAGGAGGCUCCUAUAGUUACGCCUUUAAUGGAUUUCAUUCGCCAGAAACGAGCUGCCAAGGGUGGACCCCGGAGGUCUUUGCCUAAUGGGAAAUUAAUGAGACGAGCUGGUGCAUCAUCUUCUAGUUCAAGCUCUAGUAUAGUGAAACGUGGUUCUGAAAAGAGGAUGACUUCUACCAUGUAUGUCCUAAGGGAUAGUGGAAAGAGCACAAAUGUUAAAGAUAAGUCAGCCUAUGUUAAACGAGAUGAUCGUCAGGUUUCUGAAAAGUCUCUUAGUUCAUCUGCUGCAUCUGGAAGUGUAUUACAGGAGGAAGAAAGGGGUGCUUUUGGAGCCUCUGAUACUGGGAAGAAGAAAAUUCUGCUGUUAAAGGGGAAAGAAAAGGAAAUUCCCCAUGUGACCACUGGCUUGACACCUCAGCAGAACUCAUCUUCUGUUAAGCUUGCUUAUGGUUCUGGUGCUGGCAGACAGAAUCAACGACACGAGGCUAGUGGAAGGAUCAUCAGAAGCAUACUCCUUAACAAGGAUACACGCCAAAGUCAGGCUUCUGCUGUUCAAUCUGAACAGAAUCAGACUUUGAAUCAAGAUAAGGACAGAAGACCACCUAGGCCACAAAACAUGCCACUUUUGAAGGACUCAAACGGUUUACCAGAUGAUAAGGUCCAUGGGCAUGAUUUACAUGGCUUCUACAGUGAAAAACAGGAUAAGCGUUCUAGGAAUAGAGACAAACCUGAUCGUGGUGUUUGGACUCCCCUCCGGCGAUCUGAUGGACCACAUGCAAGUGACGAGUCCCUGUCAUCUUCCACUUCUCAAUCUACACAAGUGCUACCAGAUUCUGCAGAAGUAACUCGUGGAGAAGCAAAGUAUGACCUGUCAAAUGAACGUGGUGGUCAUUUUUCUGCUGAUAAUGGCUCCCAUAAACACAGCGGUCGCCGCAUAUCCUCACACAAUGCUAAGGAUGCUGAUGGCCCGUCAAAUUUAAGCGAAGGAAAACCUCCGAAAAAAGGUGUUUCUGCUGGCUAUGGUUCCCAUGAGAAGCGCGUGUGGGUUCAAAAGUCGAGUUCUGGUUCUUAGGUUUGUCAGUAAGUAAUGGAGUUUAAACCUGCUUGCAUCCGGGAAAGUAUUCUUUUGAUCGGAAGUGGUGAUCAAAGCCAAAGCAAAAGCCAACGCAAAAGCAAAAGCAAAAGCAAAAGCAAAAGAUGAUGAAGUGAAUGAGAAAGGAAUAUUGGGUUCCAGUUUUAGGUUUGAUGGACUGCUGGUUGAAGAUACAAUAGAAAUGGAGCAAGAACAGGAGAAGCAAAAAGGUGUUUUUUUCUUAAAACAAAAGAAGUAAGCCCGUAGAAAAAGAUGAUAAUACUACCAGCAAAAGUAUAUCCCUUUUGAAUCGGGAUCGUGCUUGCCCAGCGGAGCUGUCUAUGGCUUGGCUGGUCAGGUUAGCCUUUUAUAUUUUUAAGGUCGCUGACUGUAUAUACUUGUUAAAUCUGGCUGAAAUAGUAAUGUUGGUGGUGUGUACCAUAGUAUUUAUGCACAUAGAUAGAGAGAUGUGUGUUCUUUAUGAGCAUCUUAGUUUGUAAUUGCAAGAAAGCUGCCGGCUUUCGUAUUAUGCCAUUUCUGGAAGGAAAUGAUGAUGUUGGUGUUGGUAAAAA
This is a messenger RNA of Cynara cardunculus var. scolymus (artichoke), 2310 nucleotides long. RefSeq names its product regulator of nonsense transcripts UPF3. Gene Ontology annotation, biological process: positive regulation of translation; nuclear-transcribed mRNA catabolic process, nonsense-mediated decay. The record is from RefSeq and is a predicted model, not a curated record. The transcript has 13 exons. Lineage: Eukaryota; Viridiplantae; Streptophyta; Magnoliopsida; Asterales; Asteraceae. The coding region runs from base 218 to 1738 and encodes 506 amino acids. Gene Ontology annotation, cellular component: nucleolus; cytoplasm. Gene Ontology annotation, molecular function: mRNA binding.